Messenger RNA from Cataglyphis hispanica, 1381 nucleotides. RefSeq lists its product as uncharacterized. Lineage: Eukaryota; Metazoa; Arthropoda; Insecta; Hymenoptera; Formicidae. The transcript is spliced from 4 exons. The record is from RefSeq and is a predicted model, not a curated record. Bases 2 to 1192 code for a protein of 396 amino acids.
GAUGGAUAUGUCCGGUGACGAGGACAUGUUCGCUAUCAGCGACGAGGAAACAUCGUUAUCGACGCAAACCGCGUCGUCGAAUCCUGUCGAAGAGCACCUGUUGAAACAGCUCGCCGAUGUGCAGAAUAGGAUCGACGCUACGUCGAACGAGAUCGAGGAAGUGAAAACGGCCACUGCGCAAAUUUUGAACGCUCUGCAAUGGCGCGCGCUUCAUGGAGAGGAUAUCAAUUCGGAUUGUGAUGGUGAUUUGUACACUGUCGAAGGACAACCUAUCUUGAAGAAGAAAAGACAGCGUGAGAGCAGUAAUGCAGAAAGAAUUGUGGAAAUAAUCUCACAAUGGCAAUGCAUUCUUCAGGAUAAGUGGAUUAUUGGAGUAGAGCUACAAAACGUAUCCUGUUGCUAUGUAAGUUUUCUUUGUAGCACAUUGCUCAACCUCAGAUAUUAUCCAUAUGUACGGGGCAAGAUGGAGAUUUACGGUGAGUCGAUGUUCUGGACACGCUUCUUCCAUUGGGAAAGGAUCAGCUCGAUUCACCCUGGCGCCGUUCAUGUCGUGGCAACGAUGGUGCUCGAUCUACCGACGUUCGAUACAGAGUCCGUCAGCGAGUGUUGGGCCACGAUCUCGUACGAGAUUGGCGAAACGCAAUUUCAGAUUCCAAUACCAGCCGUUCAGCUUACCAUCGACGAGGUGAUCGAUUGCUCGUGCAUGAAGAUUUUAAACGAGAACGAGCGUAAUGCGAUACUAGCAUUGAAAAGUACGUCUAGCACAGAGAAAAUCGUUCACGUUCGUUUGUCGAAGGAUAAUCAAAACGAUGAAGAUGAUUCAUGCGCUUUAUAUGAGCCCAGGAAGAAACAACUCUUUCACUUCUUAACCACGAAGAAUUUUGUCAAAAUUUCUGACGAUGUUUUUUUGGUGAAAGAACAUGGCCCUCUGAUGUAUUGUUUGAUCGAGUUAGAAUGGUUGGGCAAGGUCGAUGAAGUAAAUGUCAGAAUCUUUGCCAGAUCUGUCAACCAGCUGAACAUAAUAUUGCACUUUCUGCGGGCUGUAUUUCCGAGCAUGACUGUUAUGGAAGAGGUCGAUGAUUGCAUUGAGGCAGCGAUGGCUUUAAUACGCGAAUUAGAGAUGAUUCGCGACAAGAAGAGUAUUCUUGACAUACAAGAAGCAAAAGUAAUAACAGACUUACUUAUUCCUUGAGUGCAUUACGUUGUAACUGACAAGAAUACAUAUUUAUCGCUACUUAUAAGAUUAUUUUUUAACAUAUCAUUAUAUAUCAAUAUGUGAUAUAAAUGCGUUAACAUAAUGUAGUAUCAUGUGUAAAUAUCCAUCUGUUCAGUUAGUUCUUCAACUGGAAUGAAAACUGAGCACACAUAAUUAUAUAAUUUU